GAAACGCAUUGAGGGACAGUUGGGAACUCAGUACGGACUUCCAAUAGGUUGACGUGAUAUGGGAGUGUGCAAGUUUGCCAUGUAAACUUCAGCUUGCUUAUAUUUGCCCUGCGGUCCUAGGAAAGGAGCAGUGGGGACAGAGUCUCGCUAAAUGUUUGGUGGGGGUAUGUGGCGCGUAGUUUUUUAACCUAUAAAAUCAGAGCAAAAUGUGCGAUUGACCAUACCCCUUGUUUUCACCAGAUACAAUAGUUGAUACCCUAUUAAAAUUACCCGCAAGUAUGUGACUUCCGACUGACAUGACAUCUCUUCUGCCCAUUUCAGUCAAAAGGGCUUGCUUGUGUACCUAAAGAGCGCUGUGACUAUCUAAGGGAAGUAACCUCCCCCCGGGUCUGCAUGUGUUGCAACCCAGGUCAUUAAAGGCAUAAAAUAUGCUAUAUAACCCGACGUUUCUUUUGCACAAUUCAGUAAUUCAAGGAGGCUCUACAAUAACUUUCAGCUGUUUUUGUCGUUAGUCGUGUUACAUUUUGAGGCUGUGCUCACUGUGUAUCGAUCCCACAAUGGUUCGCCCAUUGCUGAAUGCUGUCUGUCUCCUUGCUCUGAUGAAUUCUGUGGAAUGUCAACGCGCGGGCAUUAAAAUUGACGUUAACCUCAGUCUUAGCGCAAGAAUCCGAGCAGGCGGCACCUGUGUGUCUGGUGAAAUGGAAAUCGAAGAGAGGACAAAAGGCUUUGUUCAUGUCUCGGAGCUUUCCGAAGGUGACGUCAUCUUCGGAAUCACGGGACCUCAACGGAGCCCUGCCUGGUGCAAGGUGGUUGCUGUGUUUCCUGCAGUAGGUGGCAAGAAUAGGACCACCCAUAACGGCUUCACUGCAGACCACAUGGUCAUUGAUCACACAGUUCACCCAUAUGGUAAGAAGGGAGAAAUGCGCGAGGGUCCUGUAUACACGCUAGCCACCGACUGCGAUGCUUCUGUGAAUGCAGCGGGCCAGGCCUUCUCGCCCAUCAGCACCACGUUCUGUCCGCAUGAGUUGAGCUGGAGUGAGUACAUCACCUUGAUGUCUGCAAUACGUCGCUUUGCCAAUCGCACUGGUUACUUUUGGUUUGAUACUUCUGUAUACCACGACAACGACACUGCAAUGGUACCACAUUGGCUCGACCAACUCCAUCAAAUAUGCAAUCAGCUUCUGCUAUGCUCACGCCAAGAUCGAUGCCAGGAACUUGAGAAUGUAAUGGCAGAGUUCGUUCAUGGACAUCUUAACAAGGAGUACGUGGAGGUCGUUGAGCGAGUAUUCCCCAACAUGGGUGGUGAUGUGAGUAAGAAGCAAGCUGGUACCAUCACUGAAGUGGUUCGUCUCCAGGAAAGUAGUCAAAUAAUGUUGUUUUCCGUUUUUGGUAGCGCCAUGGUGACGCUACUGAUUAUCGCUAUAGCUGUCUUGCUGUACCGUGCACGAGUGAAGGCGGAGAAGGAGCCGGAACCCAAGGCUCUGGAAAUGACGGCAUAAAUGUUUUUUUAGCUGCUAACAGAAGCGACCAUAAAACGGGUUUACUUUUUUUGCUUUCAGUCGAGCAGUUCGCAAUUUUUGUUGAAAUGAAAGUUAAGCCGCACCUUUUUCUAGUUGUAGGGAGUUGAUUUACGCGAUAAGGUUUUGACAAACUUUAAUUUGUAGAUAUUAAGGAACUGAUAUUAGUUAUGAUUGUCUUUGAAUUUGCGUCAGAACAUUUUUGAAAGUAAAUAUUUUUUAGCUUGUGUCAAGGGGUCCACUAUUCCACUUGCUUCACGGGGAAGGAAAGAAGUUUGCCGGUAAAAUGGCAAUAAAACGGUUUUUGAGCUCUACUCUCUCUUUCCUGGUGCGGAUAUAGGAUUUGUUGAAGGGGGUUUCCUAGAGGUGUCCGACGAAGUCGGGCCCUUUUAGGGGAGUUGGGGCAUGCCCCCUGGGGAUUUUGAAAAAUGAUUUCCAGCGUUUUAACGGUACGGGGUUAAGGGACGAUUGUUGGUUGUUUAAUAUCUUUGACUACGCUUAGGUACUUAUAAUAAUCUAGACCAAUACAUAAAACUAAAAUUACAGUUUGAUAUUUUUAUUCGUUAUGUGCUCUAAAAAGAGAAAAUGAGAAAAGAUCAUGGUUUCUUGUUCCAUCACAAUUAAGAAAAUGCGCUCUGUCAUUAUCCUGGAUAAUUGUGCAAAUAAAAAUCUGGAUUUGCCUUC
Orbicella faveolata is the source of this 2201-nucleotide messenger RNA. RefSeq lists its product as uncharacterized. NCBI's taxonomy places the organism in Eukaryota, Metazoa, Cnidaria, Anthozoa, Scleractinia, Merulinidae. The record is from RefSeq and is a predicted model, not a curated record.